UGAAUGAACAUCUUCCUUUCACUAGUAGAAAAAAAUGAAAUAGGCACUGCAAAAUGGUGCGAAAAAAAAUAGGCGGGAUAGAGGGGAAGAUUUUUCGCACCGGUUCUAACCAAACCGGUGCGAAAAUAAGUUAAUCGCAUCGGUUCGGUUCAAACCGGUGCGAAAGCUAUUGUAAAAAAAAAACCCGGCCAUUUUUAUCUUCUUUCUUACUCUUUCUGUCUUCUUUCUGUCUCUUUCCUCGAUCUCUCCUCCUCUCAACAAUGGAAACCCUAAAUUCCUUCUCUCUCCUUCGAUCUCCUUCUCUUUCCUCAAACUGAAAAAAAAAACCCUAAUGCUCCUUUGCUUUGCAAUCAGCUGUUGUCACUCUUAUUCCCCACAGAGAGCCUCUCAUCUUCUUCUAGCCCACCAUAGAAGCGUGCACUCUACAUUCACCAUUGACGUUUCCUCGCGUCCUCCUCCUUAGCCAGUUCGAUUCUUCUAUAAUCGAUUAUUAAACACUAUAGGUUAUAAUUGAAGCUGAUGAUGCUAGUUUUGGCUGGAAACCGAAAAGGCGGCUUAUCUGCUCAGGCAGUAUUUCUUCAAUAAUCUCCAUGAUCGGCUCAGUACAAGGCCUUUUCUUAGCCUAAUUGAGAAGAAAUGGCUUGCUUUUCAGCUUAUGUGUGCAUUGAAGUAGAGUCACGAGCAUGAUAUUUGUCAUGGUGAUACUAAGUGUGAGAAUGUGUUGGUUACUUCUUGGAAUUGGGUUUACCUGGUUGACUUUGCAUCUUUUAAACCAACCUAUAUUCCUGAUGACGAUCCAUCUGAUUUCUCAUUUUUCUUUGAUAUUGGGGGAAGAAGGCUCUGUAAUCUCGCACCUGAGAGAUUUUAUGAGCAUGGAGAUGAUAUGCCAGUCGCGCCUGAUGCACCGCUUAAGCUAUCUAUGGACAUCUUUGCAGUAGGUUGUGUGAUAGCAGAGCUUUUCCUUGAGGGCCAUCCACUAUUUGAACUUUCGGAGCUGCUUGCUUACCAGAGAGGGCAAUAUGAUCCUAGUCAGCAUCUUGAGAAGAUCCCUGAUCCAGGAGUACGGAAGCUGAUUCUUCGCAUGAUCCAGUUGAAUCCAGAUGAACGAUUAUCUGCUGAAGGCUUUGCAAAACCAGGCCAACAACCAAUUAGCAGCAUCACAGUAGCUGAAAGAGCAGGCAACAGAACAGCAGCUACAGAGCCAGCAGCUGACUGAGCGGCUAAUAGAGCAGACAACAAAACAACAGUAGCAAAAGUUAUAACAACAGCAAGCAGAAGCAGAGCAAGCAGAAGCAGAGCAACAGUAGCAGUGCAGAAGCAGGACAACAGUAGCAGUGCAGACAGAAGACACACAGCAGCCAGAACACCUUGCAACACACUGCAUGCAACAGAACAGGCAGGCAGAAGCAGAGACAAGCUAGCAGCAUGCAGCACAGAAAUCAGCAGCCUAAACCAGCACACACCAGCCGGAGCCAAAACAGCCAAAAACAGAAAAAUAUGAAAAUAUGUAACUUUAUAUAUAUAUGUUAGUGUUUCUAUAAC
This is a messenger RNA of Chenopodium quinoa (quinoa), 1542 nucleotides long. RefSeq names its product phosphoinositide 3-kinase regulatory subunit 4-like. Gene Ontology annotation, molecular function: protein serine/threonine kinase activity. Gene Ontology annotation, cellular component: nucleus-vacuole junction; phosphatidylinositol 3-kinase complex, class III, type II; phosphatidylinositol 3-kinase complex, class III, type I. Gene Ontology annotation, biological process: macroautophagy; protein phosphorylation; protein targeting to vacuole. The record is from RefSeq and is a predicted model, not a curated record. Bases 884 to 1216 code for a protein of 110 amino acids. The transcript has 8 exons. NCBI's taxonomy places the organism in Eukaryota, Viridiplantae, Streptophyta, Magnoliopsida, Caryophyllales, Amaranthaceae.